Messenger RNA from Oikopleura dioica, 1578 nucleotides. The record is from the annotation of a GenBank genome assembly. Lineage: Eukaryota; Metazoa; Chordata; Appendicularia; Copelata; Oikopleuridae.
AUGAGGCUUCUUCCACCGCUAGUACUCGGAAUAGUACUCGUUACUGCACAGUUCGAUAGCGAAGAAGAUGGGGACUCUGAGGAGACAUCUAACUGCUGCGGUUGUUGUGGUGGAAAGAAAACAAAGUCAAAGCUACCAGGUGCAGCAGCUGAUGAUAGGGAUUUCGAUUUUCUUAACGUGCGUAGAUACUCCAUCUCAAACCAGCUCGAAGAAAGAUUCAAGGAGCAUACCUAUGCACUCUCAGUUAAACCAAGAAAUGCAAAUGGAAGUCCUGUCAAAGUUAAAGUGACUCUCCUUAUCGAAAGUAUAACGGACGUCUCCGAAGUUAACAUGGACUUGACGAUUACCUUUGUCAUUUAUCAAACGUGGACAGAUCCAAGACUUAUGAUUCCCACAGAUGUGCUGCCUUUAAAGAGUGUCGUACUUCCUUCGCGACUCAUCCAACAUCUGUGGGUGCCCGACACAUACGUAGUCGGUAGCAAGUCCUCUGUAAUUCACAAAACAACGACGGCAAACCAAGCUGCACGUAUUUGGCCGACCGGGCGUGUUUUAUAUUCUCUAAAGUUGACGGCAACAGUGGCUUGCCUCAUGUCACUGCACAAUUUUCCGAUGGAUACUGAGACUUGUUCUUUAUCGUUGCAAAGUUUUGCAUAUGAUACUGAUGAGAUUGUAUUACAGUGGGACGGCACUGCAAUUAAAGACGCACAAGGCAAAGACGAGAAUGCACUUUUCAUGGAUAUAAAUUUAGUCAAUAACAUGCCAAAAUUCAAAAUUAUUGACCACGGAUACAACUACUCAACCACGCUUUUUUACAUAAAAGAAGAGGGCUCUGAUACACCAAAAGAAUAUGAGAAGAGUCGAUUGACUGUGACCUUUGAAUUUGAACGCUAUUUUAUUUCUGUCUUCUUCCAAAGGAUUCGUUUCGCACUACUUUCCUGCGAUGAUCAUGGUCAUGCUAGGUGGUCUUACGAUGUGGAUCGACCCGAAAUCUGUGCCAGCCAGAGUCUCCAUGGGAAUAACAACUGUCCUUACUAUUUCUACGAUAAUAACGGGCCUGAAAUCGUCGCUACCUCGCGUCUCCUAUUUGACGGCGCUGGACAUUUAUUUGUGGACAUGUUAUUUCUUUGUGUUUUCUGCGGUCCUGGAAUUUUGUGUUCUGAACUUUUGAUGGCGCGAAAAGGUCGAGUCAGGGACAAACUGGUCGAGUCCCGCUUUAAAAACGGAUCCCAAUCAAAGAAUGGAGUUGCCCUUGGCAAAGCGACUACAGUGGUUGACGAGAAAGAAGCGCCAGUCGACGAGUAUCCAAGCCAAGGAUUAAAACGGCGACAUAUGAGUCAGCGUAUUUCAUCGAGCCACUCGUUCGACUCCCCACACAGCUUCUCCAAGUCUGCCAAAAAAAUCUAUUCCAUCUUCAAUGUACACGAGAGUCCCGACACGGCAAGGCGACUAGAUUUCUACUUCCGGUAUCUGUAUUUCCUUAUGUUCGCACUCUUCAAUGCGAUCUAUUGGACCCAUGUGAAGAUGGCUGCCGAUUCAUCACGUGAAGAGCUUGCUAAAAACUUCGGCCCUGAUCUUUAG